Molecule: messenger RNA, 6110 nt
Organism: Aspergillus steynii IBT 23096
Lineage: Eukaryota; Fungi; Ascomycota; Eurotiomycetes; Eurotiales; Aspergillaceae
Product: exocyst subunit SEC8
Exons: 19
Coding region: 219-5636 (1805 amino acids)
Cellular component (GO): exocyst
Molecular function (GO): metalloaminopeptidase activity
Source: RefSeq, a predicted model, not a curated record
CCUCAACCCUGCACACGGCCUCUUUCUCCCUCCUGCCAAAGUUGCAGAUAUAACUGGCCUGCUUUCCAUUUGCUAGUCUGGGUCUUUGUCCGCCUUCUUUUUCUUCUUUCUCUUCCCUCCCUUGUGUAACCUCCCGGAGGCUUGUGCUUGCAGGCCUCAUCUUCGGGAGACCAUUCAUCGGACACCCGCAUCCUUUCCUGGUCCAAACUCGCCUGUCGAUGCUCCUUUCCCACCCUCCAAUUCGCCUUUGUUGGUCGUCAACCUUCCGAUCGGUUCGCCAAUUAUCUUUCGCCCGCCCCAGGUUCUUUUCCACCUCCGUCCCGCGCUACUCCGUCGAGAUGGGGACCGUCAACACCUCCGAACGCCUGGCCAAACUGCGACAGUUGAUGCAGGAGCACCAGGUCGAUGUAUACAUCGUGCCCUCAGAAGAUAGCCACCAGUCGGAAUACAUCGCCCCAUGUGACGGUCGUCGAGAAUUCAUCUCCGGCUUCUCCGGAUCCGCAGGCACUGCUAUUGUCUCUCUGACCAAGGCUGCCCUGUCGACCGAUGGUCGCUACUUCAAUCAGGCUGCGAAGCAGCUGGACAGCAACUGGGAGCUCCUCAAGCGGGGUGUGGAGGGUGUUCCCACCUGGCAGGAAUGGACUACCGAGCAAGCCGACGGCGGCAAAGUCGUUGGUGUUGACCCGGCUCUCUUCACCCCAUCCGGCGCUCGCAGCCUCUCCGAAACCCUCAAGAAGAGCGGCUCAUCGCUGGUGGGCGUUCAGCAGAACCUGGUUGAUCUGGUUUGGGGCAAGGACCGACCUGCCGCCCCAAGGGAGCUAGUCAAGGUACACCCGGAGAAAUAUGCGGGCAAGAGCUUCCAAGAGAAGAUUGGCGAGCUGCGCAAGGAGUUAGAGACCAAGAAGUACGCCGGAUUCGUGAUUUCGAUGCUCGAUGAAAUUGCGUGGUUGUUCAACCUGCGUGGCACCGACAUCCCCUACAACCCCGUCUUCUUCUCAUACGCCAUCAUCACGCCCACAACGGUCGAUCUUUAUGUCGAUGAGGAUAAACUGACUCCGGAGGUCAAAGCUCACCUUGGCCAAGAUGUCACCAUUAAACCGUAUGGCUCCAUCUUCGCCGAUGUCAAGGCAAUCAGCGAGGCGCGCAAGCAAGAAACGCAACCGUCGAAGUUCCUUUUGUCGAACAAGGCUUCUUGGGCUCUCAGUCUUAGUCUGGGAGGCGAAGAUCAUGUUGAGGAGGCUCGUAGCCCAAUUGGCGAUGCCAAGGCCAUCAAAAACGACGUGGAACUCGCGGGCAUGCGCGCGUGCCAUAUCCGGGAUGGGGCUGCGCUGACCGAAUACUUCGCUUGGCUUGAGAACGAACUGGUCAACAAGAAGACUACUCUGGAUGAAGUGGAUGCUGCCGACAAAUUGGAGCAGAUCCGAUCCAAGCACGAUCGUUUCGCCGGUCUUUCUUUCGACACCAUCUCGUCUACCGGCCCGAACGGCGCUGUUAUCCACUACAAGCCUGAGAAGGGAAGCUGCGCCAUCAUUGACCCAAAGGCAAUCUACCUCUGUGACUCGGGCGCUCAGUAUCUGGACGGAACGACGGACGUGACGAGAACAUUCCAUUUCGGACAGCCUUCCGAGCUCGAGAAGAAGGCUUUCACUUUGGUUCUGAAGGGUGUCAUCGCCCUGGAUUCCGCCGUCUUCCCUAAGGGCACCAGUGGAUUUGCGCUGGAUGUUUUGGCGAGACAGCACCUGUGGAAGGAAGGUCUGGACUACCUGCACGGAACCGGUCACGGCAUUGGCUCCUAUCUGAAUGUGCACGAGGGACCUAUGGGCAUCGGCACUCGCGUUCAGUACACGGAGGUUCCGAUUGCUCCUGGCAAUGUCAUCUCGGAUGAACCCGGAUUCUACGAGGACGGCAAAUUUGGCAUCCGUAUCGAGAACGUUAUCAUGGCUCGUGAGGUCCAAACGACGCAUAACUUCGGCGAUCGCCCGUGGCUGGGCUUUGAGCAUGUCACCAUGACUCCCGUGGGUCGCAACCUGAUCGAGCCCUCUCUCCUCAGUGACUCCGAGAUCAAAUGGCAAUCUGGUAUGAGUGGCAGAAGCGGCUACGCCAACGGAUACGGCUACUCCGACUCCAGCCGAUACGAUCGCCCCGAUGGAGGGUACGGUAGCGGUAGCAGCAAUAGCAACCUGGGGGUAAACGGCUACGGAGCCGGAGGAGGAGGAGGAGGAGGAGGAGGAAGUCGAGACCGUCGCCCCGGUGGCUACGGUGGCUUUUACCCUGAGGCUUCGCAACAGUCUCUGCCUCCGUCCCAGUCCCCCGACCGACGCCGCGAUCGAUGGGAGCGAGAGCACGAAUACUCGUCCUCGUCGCGCUCCCGCACACGAGACCGAGAGGUGGAAUCCGAGAGGCGAUUGCAGACUUCGCGCGAUGGGCGGUCACAAGGAGAGGCUAGCUGGCUGGCCAACAGCAGUAGUAGCGGAGAGAGGGAGAGGGGGAGAGAUCGAGAUAUGAGCAAUUCGGCGCCAGGGCCCCAUGCUACUGAUGGUGUCUUACAGUCGAUUCACAGCGAAUGGGCAUUUGUGGCCUCCGAUGAUUGCGUACCGGCGCAAGUGGCUUUGCAGUUGAUGGACACCAGCACGCUAGGAAAGGCUGAUCGCGAGCCGGAUUUCUUGAAUAUACACGAUCAGAUCCAGAAGACGUUGAAGUCCGUUGUCAAUGAACACCACCAGGGAUUUAACAGUUCUAUCGGUACCUACCAUAAGAUUCAAUCGAGCAUCCAGAGUUCACAGGGCCGCGUCCGGAAUCUGAAGAAUGCACUAGAGCAGGCAAAAGGCGGGUUGCUAGCGACCAAGCCCGAGCUCAAGGGCCUGGCGACAUCCUCCCAGAAGUACGAUGAUAUUAUCCAGCUGUUCAGUCAGAUCCAGGAAAUCCAGUCCCUUCCCGAGAAAUUGGAAUCCUUGAUAUCGGACAAGCGAUUUCUUGCAGCGGUCGAAGUACUUCACAAUGCGUUCCGACUACUCCGGCGUUCCGACUUGGACAACAUCGGUGCUCUGGCGGACAUCCGUGCCUAUUUCACCAACCAGGAGACGUCGAUUACCGAUAUUCUCGUAGAGGAAUUGCACGAUCAUCUAUAUCUCAAGUCUCCCUACUGCUCGGGUCGAUGGAAACAGCCUACAGCUGAAGGAGAAGGCAGCAAUGGGACCCCUGCCAGCUUGACUGGAGCGAAUACCUGGGAGAGGCCUGUGUAUGGGUUCCUUGCGAAGCUGGAUGCCUCCACGCCCAUGGUGGAAGAUGCCUCGAGGAACCCGGAAGCCGACACCUUUUACUAUAUCCAGUUGCUGGUGGAGGCACUCAACAAGAUGGGCCAUCUGGAUAUAGCUGUCGAUCGAAUCGAACAGCGCCUCCCCGUUGAACUGUUCUCCGUGGUUGACAAAACAAACGCUGAGAUUGAUACACGCUACCCGAACCCAACCCGCGGCUUUGCAUCUCAAGACAACAAGAACGCCUUGCCCACCGAGGUUAUUGAGAAGCGCGGGCAUGUCUUAUCCGAAUACCUGUGGGCGUUAUAUGCCAAAUUUGAAUCCAUCGCCGAGGGUCACCGCGUCGUCCACGAUGUCAUUGCGGCUAUCGUAGAACGUGAGGGGAUUCCUAAGAGCAGCUCUCUCGUGGGUGGCUUCAAAGAGUUGUGGAAGCUCUACCAGAGCGAGAUUCGAUCUAUCAUGCACGACUACCUGGCCACCGACGGAGUGUCGUUGCGACAAGGGGCUGAAGAGGCCGAUGCCCGGCGCCAAUUUUACUCGGGCAUUAGAGACAAAAAUAAGAAAAUGUUCAAAUUGUCCGAGGCGGACCGAACAACGGAAAUCCAGGCCGAACAGGAUGAACUGGACGAAAUCCUUCGAACGUCGGUCCCUGGACUGGUGUCCAAAUCACGACAGAAAUCCUCUGCGGAGACUGCAUCUGAUCGCAAGCAAGGGAACUCGGGUACCGGUCAUAAGAUUCUUCUAGAGCCGAGUGUGUUCAACAUGAGUCUCCUUCUCCCACCCUCACUCUCUUUCAUCCAGCGGUUGAAAGAAAUCGUUCCCGUGGAGUCGGACAUUGCUAUGAGCACGUUGACUUCGUUUUUGGACGACUUUCUUGUCAAUGUUUUCCUUCCCCAGCUGGAUGAAACUGUGACCGAUCUAUGUACCCUCAGCUAUAUUGCACCGGACGCAUUCACCGAGGAUUCUCACUGGUCGGCCGUCUCACCACGGCCUCUGUUCAAGGGAACGGUCCAAUUUAUGUCUACCAUCAGAGAGUUCAGUAAAAUGCUUUCGAGUAUCCCUCAUGACCAGGCAUUCUCCCAACUUCUUAUCACACAGAUAGUGACCUAUUAUGACAAGUGCUGUGGAUGGUAUAAAGCUAUUGUUACAAAGGUCACAUCUCGCACUAACGCUGGGCCUCGACUCAAGGCGGCAGCUCAGUUCGCCGAAUCCGGGGAACUGCAUGACUUGGUCAGUGGAUUGUGGAAAGCGGAAACAGACGAAAAGCCAGCACUUAUCGACAAGGAAACGAGGAUUCUCCUCAAGCGCACCAAUGACGUGCCAUUAGAGCCAUACGAUAUCGUUUCCGACCCUAAGACGGUCGCCGCUCUGUCACUUCUUUACAAUAGCAUGCAAUGGCUUGCAAGCCACCUCGGGAAAUUGCGUCAAAUCACCCAGCCUAGCUCCGAGCCGCAGAAGUCACAAGCGGAGAGAGGACCGACGAACCGCCGGUGGACUUUAGUCAGUGCGAUGAAACCCAGGCGGGAUAGUGUCUCUCAGCCAGUCUAUCUCCCGCUCAAUUCAGAAACAGCCACUGCCUUCGACACAACCCUUCAAUCUCUGCGAGAUCUCUCGAUGACCGCUCUCUUUGCCUUGCACAUUGACAUUCGGUGCGGUGUCAUCCACAUGCUGACCCGAACGAUGGCUGGGCCCAAUCCUCACAACCCUCACAACUCCGAGCCUGCGACGCCUUCUCCCAACACCACGAUCGACUGGUGGCACAUUGUCAACAACCAGCCAACGGCCGCAUCUCCCACCGUUCUAGAGCUGAACAAUGACUUGAUUGCAUUUGACACAAAUAUCUCAACGUACUUGGGAUCUUCGGAGCGUUGGUUCAUUACAUCGGGUCUGGCCCGGUUCAUCGACCAAACCUUUGUGUCUCGAACCCACCUUAUCGGUGCCAUGAAUGAGAACGGUGCCCUGCGGUUACAACUGGAUGUUCUUGUCCUGCAGCAGAACCUGAAGAAUGUCAUCGUUGCACCGAGCGUCGAGCUGGUUGAGAAUGGAAACGCUUCCGAGGAAGAAUUGGCCGCUCAUGACGAGACUGUCGCACUUCCACGUAGUGCCAAGUUCCUUGACUGGUUCCUGGAAGGCGCCGAAAAGGCCCUUGACUAUGCGAAGGAAGAAAAGGAGUACUUUGCGGCUAAAGGCGACCAAGCGCUGGCUGCAGGUAACGGAGAACCGUUUACGUACGAGGAACUUAAGAUCCUCAUCGAUCUCUCCUUCUCGGAUGUCCUCCUAGGACCCAGAGGAGCCGAGAACCGGGAAGAUUUCAUGUUUGCGAAGAAAGCCAGCGCAGACGCACUUCUGCGGUUGAAUGAAAUUAUGUGGGAUUCCAAGUAAAGGGCGAUUUGGAAGGACAUGAAGCUCGUGAUUAUGUUUUAUACUCAAUGAACCAUUUGGCCCCCUGGAUUCGACUCCGAUCGGCUUCAGAGAUUUAGCGCCACCACCGGUUAUACAUAUUUAAUGCAGACCUCAAUAGACGAAAACCAGCCUAGAGUGAAAAGGUCACUGCGACUAGCGCAUCGCCGCAUCGUUCGAUAACUGAUGAUUGCUUUAUCCAGCCUGCGAAGACGGGCUAAUACAGGCCCCAUCGACGUCCACCCUAGAUUAUACAUGAUUGAUCAGACCCUUAAAGGUCACAAAUGACCAGUCUCUCCUUCGUGAGCACAAAUGAGCGAUUUCUCUGGAUUCCGGUGCAGCGUCCAGGGGUCCCCGGGCUACUUCAUUUCCACCGCAGGAUCUGAUUGCUUGCAGUGGGUCCAGGAUUGUGUAGUUUAAUUUCCCAACGCUCAUGGCUAAGCCUGCGGAAGCCAU